AUGUCGAUCCUACCAGAAGACGACGACAGACUCCUCUUGUUUUUCACAUGUAAGCAGCUGUCGGUUGGCGUUGCUGGAACACUCUUGUCAUAUGACGGACGAAAGGAUCAGGAGGACAAACUCAAGUAUUUUCGGAUCGGAGACUUCCUCCGCUUCUUCGAUUUAUAUCCCAACUUCCGUAGUCAAUCCAGAGACCUGCAUGUCAGUCUCGACUUGCCAAAAUUCCUUGUCUGGGAAGCCGGACUGACUCGUUUGCCAGUGGUCAGCAUUGAACCGCUGUACAACACACUGAGACCUCUUGGACUUCUGUACCAGGCUGCCAGGGGCCGGAAUAAAGGUCGCAGCAGUCUAUCUAAUCGCAUCCGUCGGUCUGCCGCGGACCUAGCGACCGUCAGUCUACACCUUUUACUUAAAUCGGCCGGACUUGGACCACUCGUUGAUUGGACAAGGCGGUGGCGGAAUCUCGGGAUUCCAGAAGUUUCCGGGGCUGUUGUCUGGAUGCCAGGUGAAAGUACUCUUUAA
This is a messenger RNA of Protopolystoma xenopodis, 522 nucleotides long. The record is from the annotation of a GenBank genome assembly. NCBI's taxonomy places the organism in Eukaryota, Metazoa, Platyhelminthes, Monogenea, Polystomatidea, Polystomatidae.